Molecule: messenger RNA, 2943 nt
Organism: Melampsora larici-populina 98AG31
Lineage: Eukaryota; Fungi; Basidiomycota; Pucciniomycetes; Pucciniales; Melampsoraceae
Exons: 11
Coding region: 1-2943 (980 amino acids)
Biological process (GO): regulatory ncRNA-mediated heterochromatin formation
Cellular component (GO): nuclear RNA-directed RNA polymerase complex; nucleus
Molecular function (GO): zinc ion binding
Source: RefSeq, a predicted model, not a curated record
AUGCAGCAAAAUUUACCCGAACUUGGAAAAUCAUCCAUCAACGUUAACCUUUCCAAACAGAAUUCAAGCACCUCACAGACCAAUGGAGGCGAGGCCUCAUUCGUGGUUGGUUUGACCAAAUACCUUUUUAAACAAGGAUAUGAAGGCCGUGUAAGCAUCAUAACCCCCUAUGUGGGGCAGGUCGUGAUCCUUAGGAAUUUAUUCAAGGAUGCGGGGGUCCGGGUCAAAUCAAAUUCAGAGGACCUGACACAGCAAAAGAAACUCGAUGAUUGUUUUGGUGGGGAAAUUCAGGAAGAUAAACUUGGAGCUCAAGUAAGAAUCACAAGUGUAGAUAAUUUCCAAGGGGAGGAAGAUGAUAUCAUCAUCCUGAGCUUGGUCCGGAAUUCCCAAAAAAAUAGCGUCAUCAAAUACCAGAAUGAUUCUAUUGGAUUCUUGAAGUCCGAAAAUCGCGCAAACGUAGCUUUGUCACGAGCAAGGCAUGGUUUAUUCAUUUUAGGAGACUGUGAUCUACUUCAAAGAGCUACGCCCUAUUGGGACUUCGUGAUCUCCUCUCUUAAAGCCGAAGAGUCUUUGAUGGACGGUAUCCCGAUCAUAUGUGAAAGGUAUCCACUUACCUCGAAAAACUUGGUCCAGUGCUCCCGUCAAUUCUCAGAACUGUCACCGGAGGGUGGAUGUAGGCUGGUCUGUGGUGACCAAUUAGAGCCAUGUGGACACUUGUGUAAACGCCGCUGUCAUCCGGAUGAUCGUGAACUGUGUGAUAAAAUUCUGGGAUGUGGGCACCCGUGCCCCUCGUUAUGUCAUCGAGAUCUUUGUUUAGCGUGCCGCGUCCCCAUACGAGACGUGGAAUUGCCUUGUGGACAUGUUGCGCCGCGUAUCUUAUGUUCUGAACUUUCUCGCCUUGAGAAUGUGGUGUGCCAUGAAGCCGUACCUUGGAAGAUGGACUGUGGACAUGAAAAAAACAGAGACGUUCCCGAUGACUGCAUAGAACCUUGCGGUGGUGAAAUGCUUUGCUGUGACCAGAAAUGCUGGAAUCCUUGUUCUGGCGGUCGAAGCCUCAAUAAAGGAACUUCGACUGGAACACCAAUUGCUGCCGAUGCAGCGGUCCAGGUACACAAGCACGUCCCUCAUGCGUGUGAUAAGCAGCUUAGCUGUGGACAUAGAUGCUCUUCGCCAUGCCCGCAUGACUUUUGUCCACCCUGCUCCAAGUCAUGCGAUAUGAGUUGCGAACAUCGUCCCUGUCCAAAGCGUUGCAGUGAAAUGUGUAUCCCGUGCAAACACAAGUGCGAAUGGAGCUGUAAGCACCACACUUGUGAAUUGCCCUGCAUUGUGCCCUGUGCCCGUCCAUUCUGCCAGGAGGCAUGUCCAUUACAACUUAGCUGUGGUCAUCCGUGUCCAUCACUCUGCGGGGAAAAUUGCAGCCAUCAGAAUUGUGUGCGUUGUAGCCCUGCCUCAACGAUGGAACAGGUCGUUGAUAUAUUCGAGUCGAAGACUCUCAAUGAAAUGAAUCCGGAACAAAAUUGGGACGACAGGAUCAUCACACUUGCUUGCGGCCACUCUUGGACGGUCGAAACUCUCGAUGGACAUAUGGAGCUCCAUCAAUAUUACAAUUCAGAUGGGCGGCCAAUAUUUCCUACCGAACAUCGCGUCACUCCGAAAUCGUGUCCGUCGUGUCGUGGUGCGAUCACUCCCAAAUUUGCACGAAGAUAUACACGUCCGAUCAUGUUUGCUAAACUACAACUCUUGGAAGAAGAGAAUUAUCGACGAUCCGAAUAUACUGUGAAAGAAAUCUGUGAUCAGUUGAAGGAGUUCAAAUUUGUACUGGAUGAACGUACUUGGUUCGAAAUCAGCCACAUCAAUCCACGGGUUCAGCUCAAGGAAGUACUCGAAUACCAGACUUCGUGCUGCAAAGCUGAAGAAACUAUAUUACUCUCUCCGGCAGACAUUUUUGACUUGAAGCAACAUGGCUUCUCGAACAGUUUUCUAGAUACUUGGAAGAAGGCUACCGAUCCUCUCAGACUCACAUACAAGACCCUUUUUGAUUUGGUCACCACGAAGCAACCCAUGUGCGCCGCGUACGACGUAGGAUUAAGUAAAGUUUAUCAAUCAUUAGUUCAUCAGGCAGCAAAAAACAAUGAACAAGAUGGUGACAUCGAUGCUUUGAUGGCGCGGGCUCGUCGAGAAAUGGGAUCCUGUCCACCUCCGUCUAUCAAUACCAUCAUCACGGAUGUUGGUGCAUUGGAGGAUCAAAUCUUCGUUAUCAUUAUCCGGGCUUUAGAGAACUCCAUCCCAUCAUUCUACGACAGUAGUGAAGGUGCAGAUAUCAUAAUCUUCCAGUGGAAGCUAUAUUUGAAUUUCCUACGCCGAUCGCGUGUCAGGAGCAAAAAACUUAUUGCGACAGAAGCUUUUGAACUUGGUUUGACCAUUCAAACUGUGCAUGCUUGGGAUUUUCACGCCCGCGCGCUCUUAGACGAAAUGAAAUCGAUUGUGAAGGAAGAGCUACGUAAAGAUGAUAAGGAUCUAGAUCUUAUCAAAUCAUUAACAGAAGACUCAAACGAAGCGAUAAAUAAGCUAAACAAUGCGAUAGUCAUUUGGGAGAAGAUGUGCUUGGAAAGUUCGGGAAGUCAUGAUAAUGAUGAAAUAGAUUCUGCAAAGGAAAAUCGUGAUCUUUUAGAGAGCUCAUUCGAUCAGGUCCUAUCGUCCCUUGUGUCGCGAACGUGGGAGGAGCCUGUCACUCUCGAAGAAAAGACUAUGAUCGCUCGAGCCAUGGGGGUUCAAUUUGGAUCCCAUUGGUGUGCACAGGCUCUUUUUAAAUUUGAUGAUGAGAUGCUAAUUGACAUGAAAACACACAGGUACCGCUGUAUAGAGGGCCAUACUUUUUACAUCUCGGAAUGCGGGCAGGCUAUGCAAGUAAGACUCUCCAUGCUUCAAUCAAGGAUUGUAUGA